Messenger RNA from Diachasmimorpha longicaudata, 1127 nucleotides. RefSeq lists its product as uncharacterized. Lineage: Eukaryota; Metazoa; Arthropoda; Insecta; Hymenoptera; Braconidae. The transcript is spliced from 3 exons. Bases 305 to 718 code for a protein of 137 amino acids. The record is from RefSeq and is a predicted model, not a curated record.
AAUACCGCGCAAGAGGUGAUGGUCUGUGAUCAAAAUACAAUACAAGUAAAAAAAAUGAGAUAUUGAGUGGUUGAAAUAAUAAAAGUUCUCUAUGUUUGGGAUUUCCUUGAUUCAGUCGAUUGUUUUAAACGCCAUUGUGGGUAGUAGCCCGUAUCUACUCCGUAGAGGCGUUACAUUGUGCACCGAAAAGUCAAUGGUAAGACGACAAGUGCGACUGUGAUUGAUCGACGCAAAACAAGAACAAUAGCAAAGAAAAUUGACUUUUGAAAGUGCAAGAAAACCAAAUAAUUUUAAUGAAAUAAGGAUGACGCAUCCGGGAAUGGCUUUUGUACUCGUUGUUGGAGUUGGUUUAGCAACAAUAUUGUAUUACAUGUUUGCGGAUUCAAGCAAUACACAUAAUUCACACAAUCCUCAUGGGGCUGAUGUUGGGAUACAACCGGAUCCACCGAAUAAUUCGUGGACACCUCGUGACAGAUCGAGAUGUAGAAAGAAGGAUUCUAGUGCUGGCAAUGAAAAAGCUAGGUGCACGAUUUGUCUGAAUGAUAUUGGGGUACAACAGAUUGUUUAUGUUCAUCCAUGUAGGCAUCACUUUCAUGAGUCUUGUAUUCAGGAGUGGAGAGAUCAGAGACAAAUGGUUGGUGCUGAUCGCGCCAUGUAUUCAAAUAUUUUCAGUCAUUCAAUUGGACUAUUAAGGUGUUUGGCAAAAGGAAAUGGCUAAAGAUUUGACCACUGAUUCAGAGUGAUAUAACAGAGGGCAUGUUGUGGGGUGAUACCGCAUAAACGAUCAGUGAGAGGUGGUAGAAUUUUUCUGUUUAUUUCCUGGGAGUUAAUAUCCGUUUAUUUUCCAACGGGGGUUCCUGGAUUCUCCAAGAAUUUUGUCACCGAUUUGCCAACUUCACCGCCAAAUUCAUUCUCAGUUGGAUAAUUUAAGUUGGAUACGUUUAUCCUUUAAAAAUAUUGACACGCGGAAAUCACUUUUUUAUUUAGUAACUCUGUUCUAAGUGAGAUAAAGGAAAGAAUUAUUGUCUGAUUCGGUUUUAUUCUUCUUCAGCGUACAUAACUAAUAACAAGUGUAGAGUAAUUGAAACAUGAAUGAAACUUGAAUAGGAGCUAAAUCAUUCUGUACU